Molecule: messenger RNA, 2849 nt
Organism: Rhodofomes roseus
Lineage: Eukaryota; Fungi; Basidiomycota; Agaricomycetes; Polyporales; Fomitopsidaceae
Product: patatin-domain-containing protein
Exons: 18
Coding region: 86-2620 (844 amino acids)
Biological process (GO): lipid metabolic process
Molecular function (GO): triacylglycerol lipase activity
Source: RefSeq, a predicted model, not a curated record
GCAUCCGCCACACUUGCACUGCUACUACCACUACAUACUCAACAACUUAUAUCCUGCUACUCUACGAGAUACCUCAUAACUGUUAAUGCCGCAUCCCAAACACACCGUGGAUGGCAGGCGCACUGCGCGAUCUGAACUAGACGCAGACUACGUCGACGAAGCGCAUAUACAGGCUUUCUCGCAAGCUCUGCAGACCGAGGACUUCGACCUGAAUGACGAAGCCCCGAAUGUCACAAGUACGCCGACGAGCCCCGGACCCCGCGUACGAAAGAUCUCCGCGCUUUCAGACUUCGCGCCAGUCAAUGUCAAAGUGAAGAGAAGGAGGAAACCCAGCCAAACGCAACACAAGAGGCAGGAAUGGUUGUAUAUUGUUGUACGAUGGCCACUAUUGAGCUUCAUCUUUCUUUUCAUCGCCAUCGAGUUCGGGAUGUACAUACUCAUCCGGCAAAUGGUUAAUGCGAAGGAGUGGCUGUCUGCAUGGCGAGGUCGUAAGGGAGUGCUGAGGCAACGCUUGCGGAGCGUCCAAACGUAUCAGGAGUGGAAAGAUGCUGCUCUCGUCUUGGACGAGUACCUCCACUUCGACGAAUGGAAGCAUGUGGACGAGGACCCCUUCUUUGACUGGAGGCUCAUCAGGAAAGUGAGGAAGUCCUUGAAAGCAUUGAGAGAAAGGGGGGAUGCACGCGGUCUUGUCGGAGUCCUCGAGACUUGUCUCCGUACGAACUUCGCUGGAGUCGAAUCAGCAAGGUUGUACAGUGAAACUUUCUACGGCACAAAGGACCUCAUUGAAGACUACAUCAAUGAAGAGGAGAAAGCGCUGGAGUUCGUUCGCGAGUCUCCGGAUCUUUCCAACGACGAGAAACGGCGGUUCUACAAGAGCGUGAAUACGAACCUCGGAACCUCCGCCCUAUGCUUGUCAGGUGGUGCUUCGUUUGGAUAUUACCAUUUUGGCGUCGUCAAGGCUUUCUUGGACGCAGGCCUCAUGCCUCGCGUAAUAUCGGGCACGUCUGCAGGAGGAGUCGUAGCGGCCAUGGUCUGCACGCGCACAGAUGCAGAGCUGAGGCGGCUGCUCGUUCCGGACAUGGCCAGGCGAUUGACUGCGUUCGAAGAGUCAUUCCAAGUCUGGUUCAAGAGAUUCUGGUCUACGGGUGCUAGGUUUGAUGCAAUUCAUUGGGCAAGCAAGCUCUGCUUCUUCACGCGCGGUUCCAUGACAUUCCGGGAAGCGUAUAUGCGAACCGGGCGGAUACUCAACAUCUCAGUGGUCCCAGCUGAUCGGCACUCACCAACCAAGCUGUUGAACUAUAUGACGGCGCCGGACACUGUCAUUUGGAGCGCUCUCUUGGCGUCCGCAGCGGUCCCCGGUAUCUUGAACCCUGUUGUUCUGAUGCAGAAGUUGAAGGAUGGGACGAUCGUGCCGUGGAACUGGGGAAGCAAGUUCAAGGAUGGGUCGCUGAGAGUUGACAUCCCUGUACAAGCACUCAAUCUCUACUUCAAUGUCACACAUCCGAUUGUGUCCCAAGUAAACCCUCACGUACAUCUGUUCUUCUUCGCCCCGCAGGGUUCUGCUGGCAAGCCGGUGGCCCAUCGGAAGAACAAAGGAUGGAGAGGGAACUUCCUGUUGUCGGCUGGUGAACAAUGGUUGAAACUCGAACUGACGAAGAACUUCAAGUUGAUUCGUGAUCUCGACUUGCUCCCGCAACUACUGGGGCAAGACUGGUCCAGCGUGUUCUUACAGCGCUUUGAAGGCAGUGUGACAAUCUGGCCGCGGACGCGCUUCCAGGACUGGCUUCAUAUCCUUAGCGACCCCGAUGAGACCGAACUGGCCAGGAUGCUCCAUGUCGGACAGCUCGUUACGUGGCCGAAGCUGCACAUGAUUGAGAAUCGCUUCCGGCUGGAGCAGCAGAUCUUUUUGGGCCGCCAGGCCAUACGCAAGUCCAUGCAGGCCCGCAGCCAGGCGUCUCGCAAGGGCGAAGCUGCGCCUCAAGGUCGCAUUCCCGAGCCCAACACGGGCACGAAGUUACCUGUCGUCGCCGGCACGCCAGUCGUCUCGACGCUAUCGGAGGGGCCCCUGCCCAUGGAUACGGAUGCCGAAGCAGCCUAUCUGUCGCGUGCACAGCGGGAAGAGCAGCGAAACGCAGCGCCCGCGGCCUUUCCCCUGCAGUCGCCGGGCGCCGGGAGCUCAGAAGGGCGCCGCACGACUGGGAGGCGCCGGCGUGUGCAGAGCGUGGUGGAGCAGGUCGAGAAGGAGGCGGCGAGGGACGAGGAUCGCGGAGGAGCGACGCCGGACCCUGCGCCUCAGCCAGGAGAUAACCAGCAACAGCAGGCGUACGCCCAGGCGCGGCAACCAUCGACGUCACAUGCCAGCCCUGUUGAGUUCUUCCGGAGGCUGGGGCAAGGAUCGCCGUUCUCGACGUUCGCUUCGUUGAGGGGGAAGAACAAGCCACGGCCGGGGGACUCCCCUCACGAGGCUAAUGGCGAGCCGGCGUGGUCUGGGGAUAGCUCGUCGGAUGACGAUGACUUGUCGAUCAUAUCGAGGCGGCAGCGGCAUUCGUCAACGUUCGACAUUCGGACUGACUUCGAGCGGAGACACUCGCAGGUAGCGGACGAUGGCGAUGAGUAUUGAUCACUCCCUGUGUUGCGCUUGGCAAUCUUUAUACUCUUGACAGAGACCCAGUGCGUACUAACCAUCGUCACUCUUUUCCUCGUUUACCUAGUACGCCGGGCUGUAACUACCUACGACAUGCGCACGCAUGGGGGUUGUACAUGUAUUGUAGCGUACGGAUGUAAAUAAACAACUGCCAUGCGGAUAUAGUGGCUAUCUCAUUAUCUAAUUGGAGCCAUGUAGCAUGUUA